Molecule: messenger RNA, 2956 nt
Organism: Polypterus senegalus (gray bichir)
Lineage: Eukaryota; Metazoa; Chordata; Cladistia; Polypteriformes; Polypteridae
Gene: c1h11orf16
Product: chromosome 1 C11orf16 homolog
Exons: 11
Coding region: 95-2581 (828 amino acids)
Source: RefSeq, a predicted model, not a curated record
CGCUCGCCUAGCCGAAGGAUCAAGUGAGCUGCAGCAGGUGGCAAAAGUUACACAUACCGCAGUGUUUGAAUGUACUGAAACAUUUACGCACAAUAUGCCAGUGAUGUUUCCAGUAGCAGAAUGUGUGGGCUUCCACACUUUCUUUGGGAAAAUAAGAGACUCCAACAUCACAUUUGUUAUUGACACCUCAGAAAGUAUGAUCUGCCAUCUUGACACCAUCAAAAAGCACCUUUGUGAAGCACUGCUGUCAAAAGCCUACAAUUCCAGUAAUUCCCUGUUCAAUAUUAUUGGGUUUUCACAUAAGGUUACAAAGUGGUGUGACCGUAUGGUGACAUGUUCGCCAAAUGUAGUGCUCAGUGCAAUGGACUGGAUACGAUCACUUGUCUGUAUGCCUGGCAGAGACUUGCUCCAGGCACUAAUCGCAGCGCUUGAUGAUCCACUCUGUCAGGCUGUUUAUCUGGUAACAGAUGGGCUGCCAAUAAACAACCUGAAGGAAACUGUGCAGGUGGUAUCGUGCAUGUCACAAGGACGUCCUCUUCACAUUUUCUUUCUGAGUGAAAAGCAUUUUGACCAUGAUGUUCAAGACUACUUGCAUGAGCUGGCCCGAUACACUAGAGGGAGCUGUCAUCUUAUCACUCUUGCUGCAGGUGAAAUUAAGCAGGUGAUUCCUACGUACAACACUGAAUGUUCAAACACUGGGCCUUUCUACUCAGAUCUGAAGUACUGUAGUGCAAAGGCAACAAUGGCACCCUGUGUAUAUAUGGAUUCCCAUCAGUGCUGCUCUGGCCAGGUGUGCACCCCUUGUCAUGCCACUAGAAGACUUUAUCAGUUGUGUCCUGUCAGUGUGUGUGAGAAUGCUGACUUCAUAGAGGGCUCUUUGGACUCAAGGCACUUGGCAACAGGCACUCGAGUUCUUGCAAGGCGAGAACCAGAUGGGUUCUACUACCUUGGAAGUAUAAAGCAAGAAAUUGAGGGAAGAAAAGGAGUAUUUCUAAUUGAUUUUGAAAAGCCUUCUGUGAGUGAUGGAACAUGCACUAUCACCAUGCAUAAAACACCCAUUGUUGACAUAAUUCACUAUAAUGAGGGUCUAAGACAUAAUAUUGUCCCCAGGGAUCAAGUUCUGGCACCCUGGGAAAAAGAGUUGUUAAGAUACGGACCAGGAAGUGUAUUAUCUGGGAUUGAAACAAGGGAUCCUUUAAGAGUACAUGAAGAUGAAGACAUUAUAGUCCGUUUCUGGAAUGGAAAGGAGGUCAAAGUGCCUAAAGGUGUGGCUUUUUGGAUUCCGCCAACAUUAUAUGACCGAAUAGUACGUGAGCUGCAGCAUCCUGUGAGUCUAAGAAAAGAUAUCCUGCCAAAUGAAAUUGUCUAUCCUGAAGUACGUACUGUUAGAACUGUCAUGCCAUCUACUCCCUGUUACAAUUACAGCUUCUGUAGUGGCCAUCUACCAUCAUGCAGAUCAUGCUCUUGUCACAAACCGUGCAUGGGGACCUGUUACUUGCCAGCUUUCCCUGCCUGUCAUUAUCCACAUCAGUAUCAAACCUGGCAGCCAUUGAUGUCAAAACCUGCACAGUAUCAGCAUGAUGCAAAGAAUGAGGAGCUGGAGAAAAAAGUCACGGCACAGCUAAAGGAGCUGGAAUUUUACAAAAAAGAAUCUUCAUCAUCAUCUUCAUGCUCAUCCUCGUCCUCUGAAGAUGAAUCAGAGUCGAACAAAGAGAUAACAAAUUCCAAGAGAGUAGUAAAGGACAGGGCAGUCAACACAGAUUCUAGUCUGUUUCAGAGGAGAAAGUCCCCAGUUCAAGAAAAGCCAGACUGGAAGUACUGGAAGAGAAGUAAUCCAGAGCCUCAUCAUAAAAAAACAGUAGGUUUGCUGUCUGGCUCUGGGAUGAACAAUCGCAGCUCUCCAUGUAAAGACCUUUACCCUGAGCUUUGGCCAGCGCAAACAAGCAAUUCUACUGCAGUGUUUAAUUGUGUGGAACAUUCUGCAGGCCCCAGGGUGUCUAUGAGGGAUGCUUUAUGGCACAAUGACUUCAGUCCAUCAGUUGGGGCCCAGGGUCCACCAGUCCAAGACCGUUUGGGGGAGAACCAGGUAAAUCAAAAUCUCAAGUACCAAGAAACUCUGGAGCAUAAAAGGAAGAAAAAGAUUGACCAUUACAAAUGGGAAAAAGAGAGAGAGGACCUAGCAGACGUUAAGUACAGUAAUACUUACCAACACCAAAGAAACCGUACCCAGCAACGACUCCAUGAUGAAACCCAGAAAAAAGAGGAGCAAACCAAAAAACUGGAAGACAUAAAAAAGGACAAACAGCUGCAGAAGAAGAGUAUUCUACAAAGAAUGCAGCUGGCCAUAAAUGAUAUAGAAGGAAGAGAAUCUAAAAAGCUAGCAUCUUUAAAGUGGCGACGGCAGCAACAUGACGCCAUAGAGGCACAGAAAGUCCGAGACAAUGAGGCGAAUGAAAAGCUACAACAGGAUACAAGACGACAACGAGUCAAAGAGUUCUACAUGAAAGAAGCUGAAAAAGUCUACCAGGCUGAAAAGGAACAUCAGGAGAAGACAAGGAGGGACAUUUUCAGGACUCCAUAAUAUGUGUCCCUGCAUGUGUUAAGAUGGAUGGAUAAAAAAACUCACUAAUACAUUUUCACUUUUGAUCAAGAAAUUGUGAAGGGACUUAAGGAAAGAAAAAUCAAAACUGAACAUUUCUUAUAAAACAGUGAAAAUAAUAGAAUCCCUGUCACAAAGCUUUCUAAUCAAAUGAAAGUUUACACCUUUCAGUUUGACCUUACAGUACUUUACAGUUUAAUCCCUAUAUAUGUUAUUACUAUACAAAGAAUGAAUUAUAUACAGGCUGUAUAUUAUUUUACAGCACACAUCUUUCUCUAUUUAAGAUACUGUGAUUAUGAUGUGAUGUUCUUCCAGAAUUACACCAGCUUUAGUGUGUAAUAAAAAUCUUUGCUCUAA